Cicer arietinum (chickpea) is the source of this 1627-nucleotide messenger RNA. RefSeq lists its product as uncharacterized. NCBI's taxonomy places the organism in Eukaryota, Viridiplantae, Streptophyta, Magnoliopsida, Fabales, Fabaceae. The record is from RefSeq and is a predicted model, not a curated record.
AAAGAGGGAAGCGGGGGUGUAUUUGACAAAAAAAAGUGAUGCAAAUAGUAACCACCAAACUGAAAAGUUAACAGCCCAACUAGGCCCGUAAUAUAAUCAUCGCGUUCGUUGAGAAGUGUUUUCUUCUUUCUCUACUCUGCAACUUCGAACUGCGAAAAUUAAGAUGGAAGAAUGCGAAGUCGUAGAUUUAUACGAACUUCACUAUUCAGACUUAACGUCAUCACCUUCAACGAAACUAGAUUCCAUAAUGGAAGCACUCGGAGCCAGUGGUCCAGGCCUCCUCGCCGUCACCGGCAUCCCCAACGUAACCAACCUCCGCUCUUACCUUCUCCCACUCGCUCGAAAACUCGCUCUUCUUGACCGCCAAACUCGUAAUCGCAUUCUCAAGGAGCAUAAUUUAGGUAGUGACGUUCCUUUGAAAAUUCCACAUAGGAGUGUGUCUUCUUUCGCUAUGAAACUUAAUUAUGCAAAAACAUGUUCUCAAGAUAAAGAUGGAACUCAAUGUUAUGGUAAUGGAUUUGAGAAUCUAGGAAAUGCUUUUCAAGAGUUAGGGUUUUGCAUGAUGGAAGUUGGACUUUGUCUUGCUAGAGUCUGUGAUAAGGCAAUUGGUGGCAAUGAAUUGGAACAAAGCUUAUUGGAGUCAAAUGCUGCAAAGGGGCGUCUUAUUCAUUAUCAUUCCCAUUUUGAUUCUAUAUUCCUUCAACAACUUGAUAUUAACAAAAGAAGGGCUAAGAAUAAUAAUAUAAAGUCAUUAGAAGAAGGGCCAUGUUUGAAAUCUACUGCUUGUGAUGCAGUUCAUUCUAAUUUGUGGCAGCAGUGGCAUUAUGAUUAUGGUAUAUUCACUGUUCUAACGACUCCUUUUUUUACAACACAAGAUUCAUCUACUUGUGUUGAAUGUCCAUCACCAACUGGGAAUACAAAUUUGCAGAUAUAUGAUCCCAAUAAGAAAAGGGUCUUUAUGGUUAGAGCACCUCCUGAAAGUUUUAUUGUUCAAGUUGGGGAAUCGGCUGAUAUAAUCUCGAAAGGGAAGCUUCGAUCAACCCUACAUUCUGUUCACAGACCUUUCAAGUUUGAAAAUUUGAGCAGAGAAACUUUUGUUGUGUUUCUGCAGCCUGCAUGGACUAAAACUUUCUCUUUAUCGGAUUAUCCUUUUGGAAAAUCGACAUUCGAUGGGGUUGAUGAUGAAGAACAGCGGUUGGUGUGGGAUAAUAACAAAGUGAGUCUUGAAAUUCAGAAAAUAGUUCCACCACUGUCAUCACGGAUAAAGGAUGGGAUGACUUUUGCUGAGUUCUCACGUGAAACAACAAAGCAGUAUUAUGGUGGUAGUGGUUUACAAUCAAAUAGAUACUAGUUUGUGUAAAUGUUUUCAAAUUCGAAUCAGAUGGUACAAUCAAAUCAGUUGAACGGUAAACCAUCACUGUCUCUAUGGUUCAACUGUUGUUUCAUUAAUUUCUGAUUUGGUUUUUAAAACAUUGGUUCAUGUUAAGUCCAUUUCAAUGUCCCCUUGCCAAAGCAUUUGACAUUGAAUAGCUAACCUUACUGAUUAUGUAUUUCAGUACCCUUUUUUUCUUUGUUGAAUAACCAUAUUAUGCAAGGAGAGAUAAUGAUAUUAAUUUAUGGAGACCUU